Messenger RNA from Clonostachys rhizophaga, 1824 nucleotides. NCBI's taxonomy places the organism in Eukaryota, Fungi, Ascomycota, Sordariomycetes, Hypocreales, Bionectriaceae. The record is from the annotation of a GenBank genome assembly.
AUGGCUCCGCGCCGUGACAUCGAACUGGGCACUCUCAACAGUAUCAAACUCAAAGACGACACCCUCACCCAGGGAAGUUCCUACAGCAUGAGGGAGCCCGAUUUCGGUGAUGGCAUACCCCCCAAGCGCUUCGAGCGCUUCAUCGAUGGUUUCAAGCGCGACCCGGCCUCCAACUUCUUUGGCAAUGAGAACUUCAACCACCACGAGAAUGCCUCCUUCCGCGAGCACGACGGCGCGCAUUACUACGACCUGCGGCUCGCCACCCUCGAGACGGUACAGACGGGCCUGGCGAGGAAGCUGAAGGGGCGCCACCUUCAAAUGAUUGCCAUUGGAGGCUCGAUAGGCACCGGGCUCUUCGUGGCCUCUGGUAAGGCCCUGGCUACUGGCGGGCCCGCAUCUCUAUUACUCGCCUUUUCAAUCGUGGGCGCCAUGCUGUAUUGCACAUGCCAGGCUUUGGGUGAGCUUGCCGUGCUUUUCCCUAUAGCCGGAUCCUUCUCUUCCUGGGCGACACGCUUUCUGGACCCUUCCUGGGGCUUUGCCAUGGGGUGGAAUUAUGCUAUGCAGUGGCUGACUGUUCUGCCGCUGGAGAUAAUUGCGGCUGCCAUGACGAUCGGCUACUGGGAUGAGAGGCUCACCCGGGCAAUCUUUGUCUCAGUGUUCCUUACCGUAAUCAUCCUCAUCAAUAUGUUUGGCAUCAAAGUAUAUGGUGAGGCUGAAUUCAUCUUCUCCAUCAUCAAAGUGGUUGCUGUAAUAAGCUUUAUACUCCUGGGUAUUGUCUUGAACUUGGGUGGAACCCCGGAUCGCGGCUAUAUUGGAGGCGAAUAUUGGCACAAUCCAGGUGCUUUCAAGAAUGGCUUCAAGGGUCUGUGUAGUGUCUUUGUUACGGCGGCAUUCUCAUUUACCGGCACGGAACUUGUCGGGCUUGCGGCUGCUGAGACUAUCAACCCCCGAAAGUCGCUCCCAACAGCCAUAAAACAGGUAUUCUGGAGAAUCACCAUAUUCUAUAUUGCGGCACUUACUCUCGUCGGUCUUCUUGUCAAACACGAUAACCCUCGGCUUACCGAUGGAGCCAGCGACGCCGAUGCCAAAGCCUCCCCAUUCGUCAUCGCAAUCGAGGCGGCUGGCAUCGAAGUUCUCCCAUCCGUGAUGAACACGGUCAUCCUGAUUGCAGUUCUGUCAGUGGGAAACUCCGCCGUAUUCGGUUCCUCACGUACCCUUGCCGCUCUCGCCAACCUCAACCAAGCGCCCAAGUUCCUCGCAUACAUCGACCGAAAGGGACGGCCGCUCGCGGCACUAGCUGUCGCCGGCGCCUUCGGCUUCCUCUCGUUCCUCGCAGACCUCAGCGCGCAAAACGACGUCCUCGACUGGCUGCUCGCAAUCUCCGGCCUCUCCUCCAUCUUCACCUGGGGCUCCAUCUGCCUGUGCCACAUCCGCUUCCGCCACGCCUGGGCGGCCCGCGGCCGCACCACGGCCGAGCUCCCCUUCCGCUCCCAGGUCGGCGUCCUCGGCUCGUGGGUAGGGCUCAUCAUGAACAUCGCCGUGCUCGCCGCCCAGUUCUGGGUCGGCGCAUUCCCCGUCGGCUGGGCCCAGAUGACCUCUGGCGAGAUCGCCAGGUCCUUCUUCCUCAAGUGGAUGGGCGGGCCCAUCAUCCUCAUCUUCUACGUGCUCCAUAAGCUCUUCUAUCGGACGACCUAUGUCCGCACGCGGGACAUGGAUGUCGACACCGGCCGCCGGGACUUCAACGUCCCGAUCCUGCACGCCCACGAGGAGCAGGAGCGCUCCGCGUGGCCGACCUGGAAGAAGGUUUACAAGUUCCUGUGCUGA